Molecule: messenger RNA, 797 nt
Organism: Carcharodon carcharias (great white shark)
Lineage: Eukaryota; Metazoa; Chordata; Chondrichthyes; Lamniformes; Lamnidae
Gene: dctn6
Product: dynactin subunit 6
Exons: 7
Coding region: 51-635 (194 amino acids)
Biological process (GO): mitotic spindle organization
Cellular component (GO): dynactin complex
Molecular function (GO): dynein complex binding
Source: RefSeq, a predicted model, not a curated record
CCGGCAGACUGCAGUGUUGGCUGAUACGCAGGCGCGCUGACACUGACAAGAUGGAGAUUAUGACGGGAAAACCAAUUCAGAAAAGUGUUAAAAUUGCAGCUGGUGCUGUUGUCUGUGUUGAAAGUGAAAUCAAAGGCGACGUAACAAUUGGUCCGAGAACAGUCGUACACCCCAAGGCUCGCAUUAUUGCAGAAGCAGGACCAAUCAUCAUUGGUGAAGGAAACUUGAUUGAAGAACAAGCCCUGAUUACGAACAGCUAUCCAGAAAAUCUCAUGCCUCAAAAGGAAGAUAUUGAACCUAAAGUUAUGACUAUCGGAACAAACAAUGUAUUUGAAGUUGGAUGUCGUUUUGAAGCUUUGAAGAUUGGAGAUAACAAUGUAAUUGAAUCUAAAGCAUUUAUAGGUAGAAAUGUGAUCCUAACCAGUGGCUGCAUUAUUGGAGCAUGUUGUCAAGUAAACUCCUGUGAAGUUGUUCCUGAGAACACAGUUAUCUACGGGAUAGACUGUAUGCGAAGAGUGCAGUCAGAACGUCCACAGCCACAAACUUUGCAGCUAGACUUUCUGAUGAAGAUCUUGCCUAAUUAUCAUCACCUGAAGAAAACAGUGAAAGGAAGCUCCACUCCAAUAAAAAGCUGAAUAGAACCAGAGUCUGGCUCUGCAGAGGAAUCAAUACGUUUAUUUGGCUGCAAGCAUAGUCACUUAAAAGCAGUAAUCUAUGCUACAAUAAAUUAACUAAUGUACAAACCUUUUGUUGAAGUGGAUAAUGUGUCCUUUUCAAUAAAAUGAAAGUAAAAAUUA